AAGAGUGAUCGGUCAAUGGAAGAUCCACCAAAGUUCAGUGACAGAGAGCAUUCUACUGAUCUGAGAUCAGAGGAAAGUAAAAGAUCAGACUCGCCUGAACCCAGCUGUGUGUCCAUGAAGAGUGAUCGGUCAAUGAAAGAUCCCAUGAACUUCAGAGAAGGAAAUUCUUCUACUGAUCUGAGGUCAAAAUUCAAGAAAUCAGAAAGAAGCAGCAGAAAUGAGUUGGAUUCAGUAUUUAAGGAGCUGGAGCAGAAAGUCUUCACUCUGUUGAAGAAUGAGCUGAAUAAAUAUAAGAAGAUACUGAGUCCAGAUUACCCAGAAUGCGCUGAGGUGAAGGAUGAGGAGGAUCAAUGUAGUUUCAGAGAGGAGGUGCUGAAGAUCACACUACAUGUCCUGAAGAAGAUGAACCAGACAGAUUUAGCCAACACACUGCAGACCAAGCUGGUCUCUGUUUAUCAGAAGAACCUCAAAACCAAACUGAUAGAGAAAUAUAAAAGAAUUAAUGAAGGAAUCUCACAGCCUGGAUCAUCAGUUCUCCUGGAUCAGAUCUACACUGAGCUCUACAUCACAGAGGGUUCGAGUGGAGACGUCAAUAAUGAACAUGAGGUGAGACAGAUUGAAACGACAUCCAGGAGACCAACAACACAGGAGAAACCCAUCAACUGUAACGACCUCUUUAAAGACAUGGCCAUCAGAACUGUGCUGACUAAAGGAGUUGCUGGAAUUGGAAAAACCGUCUCUGUGCAGAAGUUCAUUCUGGACUGGGCUGAAGGAAAAGCCAAUCAGGACGUUUUCUUCAUGUUCCCACUUCCCUUUAGAGAGCUGAAUCUGAUGAAGGAGGAACAUCUCAGUCUGAUGGAGCUUCUUCAUUAUUUUUUUCCAGAAUUUAAAAGAAUAAAAUCAAUAAACUGCAGCAUCUACAAGAUAAUUUUUAUCUUUGAUGGUCUGGAUGAGUGUCGACUUCCUCUAAACUUCCAGAACAAUGAGACUGUGAGGGAUGUAACAGAAUCAGCCUCAGUGGAUGUGCUGCUGAUGAACCUCAUCAAGGGGAACCUGCUUCCCUCUGCUCUCCUCUGGAUCACCUCUCGACCAGCUGCAGCCAAUCAGAUCCCUCCUGAGUGUGUAGCCCAGAUAACAGAGGUACGAGGUUUCAGUGAUCCUCAGAAAGAGGAGUACUUCAGGAAGAGUAUCAGUGAUGAGGACCUGGCCAGUAAAAUCAUCAAACACAUGAAGUCAUCAAGAAGCCUCUACAUCAUGUGUCACAUUCCAAUCUUCUGCUGGAUUUCAGCCUCUGUUCUAGAGAGAAUGCUGGGUGAAGCAGAGGGUGGAGAGAUCCCCAAAACUCUGACUCAAAUGUUCACCCACUUCCUGAUCUUUCAGAUCAAACACAAGGAACAAAAGUAUCAUGGGAAAUGUGAACCCGACCUUCAUCAGACCAGAGAGAUGAUACUGGCACUGGGAAAACUGGCUUUCCAACAGCUGGAGAAAGGAAACCUGAUCUUCUAUGAAGAAGACCUGAGAGAGUGUGGUAUUGAUGUCAGAGAAGUGUCAGUGUACUCAGGAGUGUGCACCCAGAUCUUCAGAGAGGAGUUUGGGUUACACCUGGGGAAGGUCUUCAGCUUUGUUCACCUGAGCGUCCAGGAGUUUCUGGCUGCUUUAUUUGCAUUUAUCUGCUUCAUCAGCAAAAAUCCAACAGAACAACAAACCACUGAUCUGUCUGAUCUGUUCACCAAGUCCAGCAUGUCUAAUUUCCUCAAGAGUGCAGUGGACAAGGCCUUACAGAGUGAAAAUGGACAGCUGGACCUUUUCAUUCGCUUCCUUCUGGGUCUCUCACUGGAGUCCAAUCAGACUCUCUUACGAGACCUACUGACAAAGACAGGAAGUAAAUCUCACAGUAAACAGGAAACUGUUAAGUACAUCAAGGAGAAGAUCAGGAAGAAUCCCUCACCAGAGAAAUCCAUCAAUCUGUUCCACUGUCUGAAUGAACUGAAUGAUCAUUCUCUGGUGCAGGAGGUCCAGACUUACCUGAAUAGAAUAAAACCACGUUAUGUAUUUGAUGAUUCUGGUUGUCUCAGUGGAACCAGUCUCUCUCCUGCUCAGUGGUCAGCACUGGUGUUUGUGUUGCUGAACUCAGAAGAAGAUCUGGAGAAAUUUGAUUUGAGGAAAUAUAACAGAUCAGAUGAAUGUCUUCUGAAGCUGCUGCCAGUUGUGAAAGAAUCCAGAAGAGCUGAGUUGGAAUGUUGUUCUCUAACAGAUGAAAGUUGUGCAGCUCUGUCCUCAGUUCUCAGUUCAAACUCCUCCAAUCUGAUAGAACUGAACCUGAGUUUCAAUAACCUGCAGGAUUCAGGAGUGAAGCUGCUCUCUGCUGCACUGAAGAAUCCACACUGUACACUGGAGAUACUGAGGUUGGAUUGGUGUGAUCUAACAGAUGAAAGUUGUGCAGCUCUGUCCUCAGUUCUCAGUUCAAACUCCUCCAAUCUGAGAGAUCUGAACCUGAGUAACAAUAAGCUGCAGGAUUCAGGAGUGAAGCUGCUCUCUGCUGCACUGAAGAAUCCACACUGUAAACUGGAGAUACUGAGGUUGUAUAAUUGUUCUCUAACAGGUGAAAGUUGUGCAGCUCUGUCCUCAGUUCUCAGUUCAAACUCCAACAAUCUGAGAGAUCUGAACCUGAGUGAGAAUAAGAUGCAGGAUUCAGGAGUGAAGCUGCUCUCUGAUGCACUGAAGAAUCCACACUGUACACUGGAGAUACUGGGGUUGGCUGGUUGUUCUCUAACAGGUGAAAGUUGUGCAGCUCUGUCCUCAGUUCUCAGUUCAAACUCCUCCAAUCUGAGAGAUCUGAACCUGAGUGUCAAUAACCUGCAGGAUUCAGGAGUGAAGCAGCUCUCUGCUGCACUGAAGAAUCCACACUGUACACUGGAGAUACUGGAGUUGGCUGGUUGUUUUCUAACAGGUGAAAGUUGUGCAGCUCUGUCCUCAGUUCUCAGUUCAAACUCCUCCAAUCUGAGAGAUCUGAACCUGAGUGUCAAUAACCUGCAGGAUUCAGGAGUGAAGCUGCUCUCUGCUGCACUGAAGAAUCCACACUGUACACUGGAGAUACUGAGGUUGGCUGGUUGUGAUCUAACAGAUGAAAGUUGUGCAGCUCUGUCCUCAGUUCUCAGUUCAAACUCCUCCAAUCUGAGAGAUCUGAACCUGAGUAACAAUAACCUGCAGGAUUCAGGAGUGAAGCUGCUCUCUGCUGCACUGAAGAAUCCACACUGUACACUGGAGAUACUGAGGUUGGCUGGUUGUGAUCUAACAGAUGAAAGUUGUGCAGCUCUGUCCUCAGUUCUCAGUUCAAACUCCAACAAUCUGAGAGAUCUGAACCUGAGUUACAAUAAGCUGCAGGAUUCAGGAGUGAAGCUGCUCUCUGCUGCACUGAAGAAUCCACACUGUACACUGGAGAUACUGAGGUUGGCUGGUUGUGAUCUAACAGGUGAAAGUUGUGCAGCUCUGUCCUCAGUUCUCAGUUCAAACUCCAACAAUCUGAGAGAUCUGAACCUGAGUAACAAUAAGCUGCAGGAUUCAGGAGUGAAGCUGCUCUCUGCUGCACUGAAGAAUCCACACUGUACACUGGAGAUACUGAGGUUGGAUUCUUGUUCUCUAACAGGUGAAAGUUGUGCAGCUCUGUCCUCAGUUCUCAGUUCAAACUCCAACAAUCUGAGAGAUCUGAACCUGAGUAAAAAUAAUCUGCAGGAUUCAGGAGUGAAGCUGCUCUCUGCUGCACUGAAGAAUCCACACUGUAAACUGGAGAUACUGAGGUUGUAUAAAUGUGAUCUAACAGGUGAAAGUUGUGCAGCUCUGUCCUCAGUUCUCAGUUCAAACUCCAACAAUCUGAGGGAACUGAACCUGAGUAACAAUAAGCUGCAGGAUUCAGGAGUGAAGCUGCUCUCUGCUGCACUGAAGAAUUCACACUGUACACUGGAGAUACUGAGGGUGGAUCAGAGUAGGCUGACAGAUGAAAGUUGUGCAGCUCUGUCCUCAGUUCUCAGUUCAAACUCCUCCAAUCUGAGAGAUCUGAACCUGAGUUUCAAUAAUCUGCAGGAUUCAGGAGUGAAGCUGCUCUCUGCUGCACUGAAGAAUCCACACUGUACACUGGAGAUACUGAGGUUGGAUAAAUGUUCUCUAACAGAUGAAAGUUGUGCAGCUCUGUCCUCAGUUCUCAGUUCAAACUCCUCCAAUCUGAGGGAACUGAACCUGAGUUUCAAUAAGCUGCAGGAUUCAGGAGUGAAGCUGCUCUCUGCUGCACUGAAGAAUCCACACUGUACACUGGAGAUACUGAGGUUGGACAGUUGCUCUAUUACAGAUGAAGGUUUUAUAUCUCUGGCUUCAGCUCUGAGCUCAAACUCCUCAUCACUCCUGAAACUACUGGAUCUGAUCUACAAUAAACCAGGAGAAUCAGGAGUGAAGCUUCUCACUGAUCUACAGAAGGAUCCUCACUGUAAACUGGAGACACUAUAUGUAUAAGUGACACAGCACCUCGACCCAUGUGUGACCAGCACUUCAUGUUCAGGUGAAUCGAUCUUUCAUUGGAGCUGCUUUAUUAGCCAGCUGAAGCUUCACCAUGAGCAGAGAUAUGAAGUGAUGCAUCACCCCAAUCUUUCAGUUCAACCAACAGUGGAACCCCAGUAUAAUGAUACAGACAUGAAUUGAGUCCCAACUGGAUGUUUGGCAAGAUCUCUACAACCAAUCCAGCCAAUCUCUUGGUUGGUCAGUUACAGUAAUCACACUGAUCUUCUGGCUACUCUAUGUGAGGACUGUAAACCACCAUUUAAUACAUAUUACGAUAAAAGCUGGUGUAACAAAUACUUUAGUUUGGAAAAAAAAUACUUCUGGUAAGAUUUAUUGUAAAUGUAGUAGAUGUAAAUGAUGUUACUGGAUGCUUUACACUCAGAUUUAUUGUAUCUGUUUAAGUGUAGAAACGAUUUUUCUCAUUUUUUUACUUAAUUAUACAAACUGUAAGAAAUGAAAUUCUUAAAGCAUAAGUGUGGGGCUGUAUUUAGAUCAUUACAUUCUGAUUAAUUUUCUGAACUAAUAUUUGAUUUACACUUAAUACAAGCUUUGUUUAUUCAGUAAUUACAUACAUACAUAACAUUUUAAACUUCAACUUUUUUUAA
Messenger RNA from Trichomycterus rosablanca, 5153 nucleotides. RefSeq names its product NACHT, LRR and PYD domains-containing protein 3-like. Bases 16 to 4503 code for a protein of 1495 amino acids. Gene Ontology annotation, molecular function: protein binding. The transcript has 19 exons. NCBI's taxonomy places the organism in Eukaryota, Metazoa, Chordata, Actinopteri, Siluriformes, Trichomycteridae. The record is from RefSeq and is a predicted model, not a curated record. Gene Ontology annotation, biological process: intracellular signal transduction.